CGGUACGCGGUUAUGUUUACACCAGCAACUCAAGUUCAGUGUCAGUGUUUAUAAACAAGUUUUAAAUAUAAAAAAAUUUUAAUGUGAAAAAAAAAAUGUCAUCCGAAGAUGAAAGUUCCGACAGCAGCAACGAGUUCCUGGUACCAGCCUCCAAGAUCGAUCUCACCAGUUCGUUUUUUUCGUCAUCGACAUCAAAACCAACUGCGUCAACCUCGAAAUCACCUCGAGCAAAGGUAAGAUCUAGAAUAAUAUCCAGCUCAUCAGAAUCUGAUGAUGACAUCGCAGAUACUUCCGCUUCCAACGCAGACCUUCUGCUGGAGGUGAUGAAAAAUCUAGAAAAACUAAAUAAUAUUAAUGUCGAGCCGUCAGCAUCAGCGUCAUCCUCAUCGGGAUUAGCACCCACGGUGACCAAGUCACCAAAAAAGCAAAAAUUAUCAACCGAAAUUGCCGAUCUCUUGCUAAAACAUGAAAGCGGUCUAGGUUCCUUUGAUAAUGAGUCAGAUUCUUCUGGUUCAGAUGCUGAACAAGAAGUUCAGAAGAACCAGGAGAAACCUCCCGACUAUUCUAUUCCCAAAGAAGGGGUCAAUAUUACGCUUCCAGGGACCGGGCUCCCAGUUUUCAAUCGUAAGAAAAAAAAAGUUGACUUCGAAGCUCAAUUGAUUAAAAGAAUGAACGCUAGGGUUCGUUCUAAUCAGCUAUUGGUUCAUAAAGUUGGUCUUCUUUGUUGGUUGGCUCAUGGUUUCCAUCUCAAUCAGCAGAUUAAUGAUCCCGAGGUUAUGUCGAUUGUUUUGUCAUUGAUUCCGACAAAUAGUUACCCCAAAGGGAGGAUUAAUAUAAAAUAUAUCCAACAAUUUACUAGAUGGUUCAGGGGAACAAUAAAAAUAGAAUUUAAUAAAGAAAAUUCUCCCGUUACGAAAGAGAUUUUGGUUGAGAGACUAAAGGACAAGAAGGUGAGGAAUUACAGGGAAUGGGUUUUGUUGUUUAUUGCGGCACUGAGGGCGAUCGGAUGCAAUUCCCGGCUUGUUUUGUCUCUUUGUCCUCCGGUGAUGAAACCGAAAUCGGAUCAGCUGUUUCGGGUUAAGAAAGAGGAAGAAGGGCCCAAAGAAACCAAAGUUAAGAAGGAGAAAGUUGAGGAGGAUAUUGGGGUCAGACUUUUGAAUGCUAGAGCUAAAGCUAAGGGAAGAGGGAGGGGAAGGGGAAGAGGGAAUGGAAGAGUUUGUGAGAAUAGGAAGGAUUCGGUUGUUGGAAACUCGAAAGUUGCUGAUAAAUUCGCGAAGGAAGAGGCGAAAAAACGGGCGGCUGAGUUAUUGAGGGAGAAGUUUGCGAGGGGUAAGGAAGGAGGAGUGAAAAAAUUAAAGAGGAAUGAAGCGGAGGGUAAAGAAGAUAAUAAAGAGAAGGGAGUAGAUGAGGAUGGUGGAGAAGAAAUCAAAGGAGGGGAGAGAGGGAAGAAACUUAAAAGGAGUGAAGAGGUUGUGGAAGAAAAAAGAGGGAAGAAAUUGGGUGAAGAUGGAGAGGAGAGUGAGGAAGAGGAAAAAGGAGGGAAAAGAUUGAACAAAUUGAAAAAUGAUAAAGAGAAGGAAGGAAAAGGACUAAAAAGAUUGAAAAGAAAUGAAGAUAUUAAGGAGGAGAAAAAAAUUAAGAUGGAAGAGGAUGGAAAUGUUAAGGAAAGAAAAGAAGGAUCGAGAUCAAUGAGAUCGAGGACUAAAAAGGAGGAAAAUAAGAAGAUGAUUAAAAAGGAAGAAGUUGAAAGUAAAAAAAGAUCAACGAGAAGUCAAAAUAAGGAUAAGAAAAUUGAGGUUAAGAAAAUGGACGUUGAUGACGAGGAUGAGGAAGAAAAGGAGGAAGAGGAAGAUGGGGAAGAAGAGGAGAGUGAUGACUCGGAAAAAGAGUUUAGUGAGAAAAAAAAAUUGGGGAUUAACAGAUUAGUUAAGGAGGAAGUUAAAAAAAAGAAUUACGUGGACAAGAGAGAGAGUGUGAGUGACAAGAGUAGAAAAGUAUUAUCUAGUGAGGACGAGGAUGAAGAGGGGGAAGUUAUUGAUGUUAGAGAUUCGAGGUAUUUGUGGGUUGAGGUUUAUGUCGAAGAUGAAGAAAGCUGGAUAACUGUUUCAGUACCUGAUGAAAAAGUCCACUGUGUAUCUGAUAUUUAUAAAAAAGCACCGUCACCAGUAUUAUAUGUAAUAGCAUGGAAUUCAAUAGGGACCAUAAAAGAUGUUACAAGACGCUAUUGCCCCCAUUGGUUAACAGUAACACGAAAGCAACGUAUUGAUCAAGAAUGGUGGUCAGAUACAUUAUCACCCUGGAUCGAAAGUAAUAGUGCAUUGUCCAGAGCUGAAGACGAGUCAUUACUUACUAUGGAAAUGGAACAGCCAUUACCAGAUAGUAUUUCUAAUUACAAAGGGCAUCCGUUGUAUGCAUUGGCGAGGCACUUAUUGAAAUAUGAAGCAUUGUAUCCACCAGAUUGUGUACCAAUUGCUCAUUUGAAAAAUGGCGAAGCUGUUUAUUCAAGGCAUUGUGUCCAUACAUUGAGAAGUCGCGAAACUUGGUUGAAGGAAGCGCGAGUUGUUAAACCAAGUCAAGAGCCUUAUAAAAUUGUCAAAGCCAUGCCUAAAAUGGAUAAGUUUACAGGACAAUUAGUUAAAGAUCAGCCUCUAGAACUAUUUGGUAAAUGGCAAACAAAUCAAUACGAUCCUCCACAGGCUAAAAAUGGAAUAGUACCACGUAAUGAGUACGGCAAUGUCGACUUGUUUAAACAAUGCAUGUUACCAAAGGGGACUGUCCAUAUUGAUCUUCCGGGAUUGCUCCGUCUCGCCAAGAAGCUAAAAAUUGACUGCGUACCAGCGGUUGUUGGUUUCAAUUUUGGGUGUCGCGGUGCGAUGCCCAUGACUCAAGGUUAUGUUGUCUGUGAGGAACACGAAGACACUUUGCGAGAUGCCUGGGAACAGGAGCAAAUUGAUGCCGUUAAACGAGCUAAAGAUAAACGCGACAAAAGAAUCUGGGGAAAUUGGAGAAAAUUAAUUCGCGGGGUUUUAAUUAAAGAAAAAAUAGCAAUUAAAUAUGAUAUGAAUAAUUCUAAUGAUGAUGAUAAUAAUGAUAAUGAUGAGGAUGAAAGUAAUGAUAAAAAAAAUAAAAAUAAAGUACCAGCGAAGCGACUUGGUAAAAAUAUUAAGAAUAAUGUUAAGAAACGUAAAGUUUAAAAUUUUUUUUUACAAUAUAAUUAGUAAUAUUUUUUGUAUGUGUGUUUUUUACGAGCUAUUGUUAUUAUUAUUAUUGUUAAAUGUGAACAAAUAGUUGUGUACUUAAUAAAUAAAAUCUUAAGUAAAAA
Messenger RNA from Microplitis mediator, 3322 nucleotides. It is a transcript of the gene Xpc, whose product is annotated as DNA repair protein complementing XP-C cells homolog. Gene Ontology annotation, biological process: mismatch repair; nucleotide-excision repair. The record is from RefSeq and is a predicted model, not a curated record. Lineage: Eukaryota; Metazoa; Arthropoda; Insecta; Hymenoptera; Braconidae. Gene Ontology annotation, molecular function: damaged DNA binding; single-stranded DNA binding. Bases 96 to 3194 code for a protein of 1032 amino acids. The transcript has 5 exons. Gene Ontology annotation, cellular component: nucleotide-excision repair factor 2 complex; nucleus; cytoplasm.